UUUCUGUCUGGCCGCACUGUUUGGUCUCGCGUGGCCACCGUUAGUCGAGUGAGUUUGUAAGCAGACAUGGCGGCUUCCUUAUGUACCCGUGUGAGAACAGGUCUGCAGCUCACUUCAUUACUCUGCACAAGCUGCAGGGUGCAAAAUGUAUGUCUGCAAGCUGCAUUACUGGCAGGCAGCAAAUGGAGGAUUGAGCAUGGAUUUGCCAGAAGUGGCACUGAAUAUGGACCAUUAACUGAUCUACCUGACUGGUCAUUUGCUGACGGCCGACCAGCACCACCCAUGAAAGGGCACAUUAGGAGGAAGCAAGAAAGAGCAGACUUUGCGAGGCGUGUUGUGCAGCUGAGUUCCCAGGUGGAUGAAGGAAUGCAGCGUUGGAGAAAGCAGCUGGAAGAGAAGGAAGUGGAAGAGAAACAGAGGACAGCCCUUCAACUUAAGUCUAAAGGAGCUCUACAUAAACAAAUAAAGAGCAAAAAAUAAA
Messenger RNA from Erpetoichthys calabaricus (reedfish), 481 nucleotides. It is a transcript of the gene mrpl52, whose product is annotated as mitochondrial ribosomal protein L52. Gene Ontology annotation, molecular function: structural constituent of ribosome. Gene Ontology annotation, cellular component: mitochondrial large ribosomal subunit. Gene Ontology annotation, biological process: mitochondrial translation. Lineage: Eukaryota; Metazoa; Chordata; Cladistia; Polypteriformes; Polypteridae. The record is from RefSeq and is a predicted model, not a curated record. Bases 67 to 480 code for a protein of 137 amino acids. The transcript is spliced from 5 exons.